CCUGGCUGUCCGCCCGCUUUCACAUGUCUGGCACAGGUACCUAGUACUUGACACCAAACCUUAACUGUUCCAGCUAUCAUCCUGCUCUCACCGUGCCCUCUUAUUUUUGAUUUUUGAUUUUUUUUCUUUGGCAAUCUUAUAAAGGCUUCUGUUCCUCUCAAAAUAUCACUUCUCUCCUGCCUCAAUCCUGCAUCCCCUUCCUGGCACUGCAGCUGAUCCCCCCCCCCUCCUUACUUCACAGCUUCUUCUUCUUCUUCCUCCCCCCUCUUCCUCUUCCUCUUCCUCUUCCUCUUCCUCUUCCUCUUCCUCUUCAUCGCACCUCGUCUCACCCCCCACCAUGGAUCCUCGAGACGAGAAAAAAUCCGAACUGGUGGUCGCCCCUCAUGGAGAUUCUCAGAUCGAUGAGGAUCCUCUGGCCCUGCCCGAAAAAACCUGGUGGGAGCGCAGUUGGCCCACCUUUGCGUGUGGUGCCGGUCUCUGGUCCGAUGGGUACCUGCAAUACGUCAUCGGUACCGUCAACACAAUCCUCGGCAAGCUGUAUCCCGAUGUCUACAAGGGUUCCACCUACAGUCAGAAUGUCUCCUCCAUCGCCUUUGCCGGUACCGUCGUCGGAAUGCUGUUUUUUGGCUACCUCUCCGACCACUGGUCGCGCGCCAACACCCUCAUGGUCUCCACCGUCAUCCUCUUCGUCUUCGGCGCCCUCUGUGCCGGGGCCUACGGAGCCGGCGGCAGCUUGACUGGCAUGUUCACGGCCCUUACCGCAUACCGCUUCUUCCUGGGGUUGGGCGUGGGAGGAGAAUACCCGGCGGGCUCGGUGGCCGCGGCGGAGAGCAGUGGAGAGUUGGAAGAAGGCACCCGCCACCGCUGGUUCAUCCUGUUCACCAACUUCCAAUUGGAUCUGGCCUCGGUCGCCUCGUCGCUCGUGCCCAUGAUUGUCGUCCUGGCCUGUGGUGAGAACCAUCUCCGUGCCGCGUGGCGCAUCUGCCUCGGGCUGGGUGUCAUUCCACCGCUCAGUCUGAUCUAUCUGCGAAUGAAGCUCAAGGAGCCUGCCGAAUACUCGCGCGAAAAGAUGCACAAGUUUCCCGCCUGGCUGAUUAUUAAGUUCUACUGGCAGCGUUGGUGUGUGGUCGCUCUGAUCUGGUUCAUCUACGACUUCUCGACCUAUUCCUUCAGCAUUUACUCCUCGGCGUGGCUGAGUGUGAUCAUUGGCGACAAUGCGCCUCUGUGGAAGACGCUGGGCUGGAACACCCUGAUCAACGUCUUCUAUGUGCCCGGCUCCUUCCUGGGCGCCUUCAUGAGUGACUGGUACGGGCCCCGCAACACCCUGGCGUUUGGAGUCUUCGUGCAGGGCGCGAUUGGGUUCAUCAUGACCGGGUGCUACCCCUACCUGGAUACCUCCCACUAUGUCGCUGCGUUUGUGGUGGUGUACGGCAUCUUCCUGGCCAUGGGCGAAGUCGGUCCCGGCGACAACAUCGGUCUGUGUGCGGCCAAGACGUGCGCCACACCCAUUCGUGGCCAGUACUAUGGCACGGCGGCGGCCAUGGGCAAGAUUGGCGCCUUUGUGGGCACCUACGUCUUCCCCGUCAUCGUCGAUGAUGCCGGCAGCAACGUCGCUCACCAGGGCCAGUACCCGUUCUACGUCUCCAGUUCGCUGUGCAUCUUUAGCGCCUUCCUGGCAUACUUUGGCCUGCCCAAGAUUAACCAGGACACCAUCACCCACGAGGAUGCCCGUUUCCGCGACUAUCUCGAAUCCCAGGGCUAUGAUACCUCGACCAUGGGGAUUGCAGCCCCCGAGACGCAAGAAGCCCGGUAAGGCUGGGAUGCGAGAUUCAACGAGUGAUGCCACUGUGUAGCCUAAUUCUGUAUUUAAUAUCUACCACCCACAAUAAUCAAUCCAUAUAAUUCACAAGCUGCCCAAUGCGACCAAGCCAGACAUCGGAGGAUGGUCUCUUGGCCCACUCCGGGCCGGCUGAAGGAUGAGAACAG
Messenger RNA from Aspergillus sclerotioniger CBS 115572, 1986 nucleotides. Its product is annotated as MFS general substrate transporter. Gene Ontology annotation, biological process: carboxylic acid transport; transmembrane transport. Lineage: Eukaryota; Fungi; Ascomycota; Eurotiomycetes; Eurotiales; Aspergillaceae. Gene Ontology annotation, molecular function: carboxylic acid transmembrane transporter activity. Gene Ontology annotation, cellular component: plasma membrane. The record is from RefSeq and is a predicted model, not a curated record. The coding region runs from base 338 to 1813 and encodes 491 amino acids. The transcript has 5 exons.